Molecule: messenger RNA, 921 nt
Organism: Thlaspi arvense
Lineage: Eukaryota; Viridiplantae; Streptophyta; Magnoliopsida; Brassicales; Brassicaceae
Source: the annotation of a GenBank genome assembly
CUUCGUCCAUCCAUGCUUCAUCGUGCUCAUCUCCAUUGUUACCAUUCUCUGCACCUAAAAACUGAAAAAAUUGAUUCUCUUCACAUUUCCUUCAGAGACCAUAAACGAAGAGAAGUCUCCCGAAAGAGAGCUCAUUUGCCUCUUGCUACUCCAGAAGAACAGAUUCAAUACACUGACCAAACACCCGACGAUCCAGAAACAGUAAGCCACCAAACUGGCCACGAAGAUACACCUCGAGAUGAUAGUUCCUCUAUCCAACACAAUGGAAAUGGCGGAAAACCAGGCUUCAUUUCGUUUUACAAUCCUCGGAACGAAACAGAGGAUAUCAUUGUCCCUCUUGAAGCACAAAGUACAUGGGGACGCCUGCUCUGGCUCCUAGGUCCUGCUGUCUUAGUUUCCUCUUUCAUUUUACCUCCGAUUUACUUACGAAGAAUAGUCUCAGCAGUGUUUGAAGACUCUUUGCUCACAGGAAAAGUUCCCGAGAACCGAACCAAUCCUUCUCAGCUAGGACAAAGAAUCUCAUCUGUGGCAACAUUAGUGCUUAGUCUUAUGAUUCCAAUGGUGACAAUGGGAUUAGUCUGGCCAUGGACUGGACCUGCAGCGUCAGCUACUCUUGCACCUUACCUUGUAGGUAUCGUUGUUCAGUUUGCAUUCGAACAGUUCGCUAGAUUCCGGAAUUCUCCAUCAUCUCCUGUAAUCCCCAUCAUCUUUCAGGUGUACAGACUUCAUCAGCUGAACAGGGCGGCGCAACUAGUAACAGCAUUGUCAUUUACGGUUAAAGGAGCGGAGGCAACAGUUAAUAAUCUGGCAAUCAAGAAAUCGCUGGGUACGCUUUUGAAUGUGAUACAGGUUUUAGGUGUGAUUUCAAUUUGGUCUAUAUCAAGCUUCCUCAUGUGGUUAUCGUCACCUCCGCAAAACUAG